Molecule: messenger RNA, 674 nt
Organism: Salarias fasciatus (jewelled blenny)
Lineage: Eukaryota; Metazoa; Chordata; Actinopteri; Blenniiformes; Blenniidae
Product: NADH dehydrogenase [ubiquinone] 1 subunit C1, mitochondrial-like
Exons: 2
Coding region: 16-201 (61 amino acids)
Cellular component (GO): respiratory chain complex I; mitochondrion
Source: RefSeq, a predicted model, not a curated record
CAGGGUUCCUGACUGAUGGUUCUGUUUGCUGACUCAGCAGGAUCCAGGUCCGUGUUCACCAGCUCCAAACCCGACACCAGCAGACCCAACUGGCUGCGAGUGGGCCUGGCCUUCGGGGCGUCGGCCUUCCUCUGGGCUCUGCUCUUCAAGCAGCACAGCUCGGACGUGCGCGAGUACAAAGCGAGGAACGGCCUGGAGUGAGGAGCAGGGAGAACAUGCAGCCGGCCGGGGGACGUCCUGUGGACGGAGGCGGGCAGCAGGACGUCCCUCCAGAGAGCUGUCAGUGUGUCGUAUUUAAGAAGCGGUGUUGGAUGCACGCUGGAGGAUGAGUGUGAGAACUGUACUGAAAAUAAAGCGUCGCUGUUUGAUGAGUUCUCAGUGGAUUUGUUCUGAUUAGCAUUAGCAUUAGCAUUAGCGAUAGCCCACUCAGGUUGAUUUAGGUGAGCAGCAGCCUCACUUCACUCCACACUUGAUUCUACUGAUCCUCUGAAGACUAAACCAACACCCGAGAGCGUGAAAGGAAUCAGCAGGAAGCCUGGAGACGAAGAGACAGAGCGGCGUAACGAUCCUGUCUGGUCAGCCUGCUGCUGGGAGGACGGAGGAUCUGUGAAGAGACACACACUUUUAUUCACACUAUUUCAGAGAAGUGGAGCUUUUAUUUACACAGAAAUAAA